UCAUACGGUACAUUUGACUUAGUCUUCACAGUCGAUGUGCCGCAUCACAACAAAAAGAAUCACGCGAAACAUUAGCAACUUCUUCGGUGGUUUACUACUGGUACCGCACUGCAAAGCAACGCACAAAUGGGAAAAAAUCUAAUGCAUGGGAAACACUGCACGUUGUACCACGUAUCGCAAAAUACUGUAGUCCGUCAGAUGAGUAGCAGCGGUGCCUUUGCCUUUCACUGAAAUGAAUGGGCUUUUGCUGGAACGCAUGCAGGUUAACACACCCGGUGUGUGCGAGGCGUUAUGAGAGGAGCAAGCAAUACUGCAUAUCUCUGCUGACAAAACGACUACUUGUACUGCCACAACUGUUCCACGAGACACACACAAGGAGCCUUUGACAGCCACUGAAGCGGACCCGAGUGGCAUAUCAAGCAGCGCCCUGCAGUAAUUGGGGCCAUAUACCCGUGACAAAGGACAUAAUUUAGGGAGGAAAAAGGAUUACACUUUUCGGCUUUAAGGAAAAGGGGAUAGAAGCAACAGUCACCGCUAUCACCAAACAAAUGUGCCGCGGGUGUCACAAGCCAGAACUACAGAGCCCGCAUCAUAAUUGAUUUGCGCUUUGAUUUUGUGCUGUGUCGGUGAAAAAAGGGAGGGAAGGGAAAGGUGGUAAAAGAGAAUCAAAAAGGAGAAUUUCCAAUUCCAAGCAUGACGACCAGGAUGUUAUUCUUGCUCGUUUGGUCUACAGCGUUUCUCGCCGAGCUGCAGUGCGCCUUGCAAAGGACCACCACAGGGCUUGCGUUCCCCUCCGCGGGGCUCGGCAACAACAGCGGCGGGGAUGUCAGCAGCAAAAAAGACUCCAACCAGACCUACAACUCCCGACUCAAGAGGAAAAACCUGGCCAUUGAUUUUGCAGUGCCCUCUCUGUUGCGCUACUACAUGGCAGAGUUGAUCAAACGCCCACUUAACGGAAAUUGUCUGACUUUUAAUGGGUGCUAUAUGGUGCGCGCUAACUUAAGGAUGAACUGCAUACCCUUACAAAAAACGGUUGCUACUUUUCUCGACCCAAAGUUGGCUGCAAUCGAUAGCAUGGCGGCAGAGAAUUCAACCAGUGCUGGUGGACAGUUCUCUUACCGCUACAAUCCGUUGCUGUCCAAAGUUCUGAAUUUGGGUUUGACGAAAGCCAGCCGAAAAUCAAAUCAAGUCGUGGUGGAAAUUGGGGAGGACGUGGUUAAAACGGGUUGCGGUGGACUGACAGUCUACGAAGAAGACCCGGUAUUUUUCCUGGAAAUGGACCUAACAAGUAUUUUAGAAUGGUGGUUGGGCGCCGAAGGGGGCCGGCUAAGGGUCCGGCUUAUGCCAGAAAAAAAAGCACAGGUUCCCGGGAGAGAGGACAAGUACACCGCGGCGAUACGAGCAGCUGACCCCCGACUAUUUAUUCAUAUAGCCUCCCGAGGGGAGCCGCUGGCAGGUCGAUCCGGACUGGGCGUCCCCCGAGGUUACUGGAACUUCUCCUGGAUGGCCCAGGAUGAGCUGAACUCCCCCAAGAUCAUGGCACCAACGUCAGAUAUCGGGUGCCCUGGAAAAAGGAAGUCAUGUGACCGCCCGUACCCCGAAUAUAACCCUUAUUUCACGUGGAGCGUGGUGGUGGCGGAGAACCCUUGGGAAGAGGGGAACGAGAGGAUGGAAAGGAAAGGAGGAAGUCCACAGGGCUGGGAGGAAGGUCAGUUUCUGUGGGUGAACGACUCUGCAUUGGCCGGUCCCUGGGUCCUGAGCCCCUGGCUGUGGGGAGGUCGGGACCCCUGCGGGCUGGACAUGGCCGUGUUCCUGCACCCCCAGAAGAGCGGACGCUACACAGUGUGGCUUAUCGAGAGGGACAAACAUCCGCUAACCCUCCUGUCCACUGACACGCUGCCGCGCAUCACAGGCUGGGCGGUGGUCCACCUCACCCUGGGAUCCCGCGGAACCACGCCCUUCAGGAUCCAGGCCAGUUAUGACCGGCCGAUCGAGCAGGACGCCACCACCACCACCGACCCGGGUUUCACCACUAUCAUCGAACCGGGCUUCACCACCAACUGCACAGUGGAUCCCUACCCAAUCCACAACAUCACCCUCCAGGGCCAGUACCACUGUAACCAGGGCCCAGGGGUCCCUCUUGGACAGCUGUGUGACUUCAAGAUGGACUGCCCGCUCGGCGACGAUGAAGGGAACAUGUGCCGUCAGUUUCUCAAUGGCAGCUAUUGCUCCUUCGAGGACGGUGAGUGCGGAUGGCAGCCAAUUGCAGCCAAGGGAUCCUCCUGGAGGCGUGUUCGCACCAUUCCAAAGAAGGUGCGGCCUAGCUGUCCAUCAUCCUCAGGUGCCAUGUUCAGUGUGGAUGGAGGACAGUCCAAGGGUCAGCAGGGGUCCGCAUUGCUCAGGAGCCCUCUCUUCCCUCCUCCCCUACGGAACUCUCCAUGUGAGGUACGGUUCUGGAUGUGUUCCGGAGGUGGCCAGAGGUGGGCGCUAUCUUUGUGGCUGGUGGAGAACAGCACAGGACCUAAGGAGCAGCGCAGACUGUGGCACUCUGCCAGCGAGCCCAAGACCGAGAGAGGCUGGAGACUCAUUAUGCUUCCUCUCUACGGACUUGUUGACUGGUUCUGGCUCCAGUUCAGCGCUGACAAUGGGCCAGGUCCAGGAUCAGCCAUUUGUCUGGAUAACAUCUCCUUCAGUAUGGACUGCUUCCUGGCCUCCAAUGGCGACUUUCCUCCUACAGUAACUGGCAACACUAAACUGCCAAUGAAACCAACCAAUCAGAACAUCAAAACAACCACCCCGUCCAAUGGAAACUCAAGAACCUUGUCAGAACAUCCAACUCUGACUGCCUACACCAAAUGGGCCUUUCACACUUGUGGGGCAGUGGGUUCAGAGGGGCCCACCCCAACCCAGUGUAGCAGCUCAUAUCGGAACAGCAACAUCAACGUUACCGUGGUAACCAGAAGCCCAUUCAAAGGCAUCCAAAUCUGGAGAGUGCCGGAGACUGGCAGCUACAGGAUCACAGCUUGUGGGGCAGCUGGAGGUCGCAGUGUAUUGACCAUGACCAAGUCACAUGGUGUCCAACUCACAGCAGACUUCCUGCUUCAGGAGGGCGAGUUGCUUCACAUCCUGGUGGGCCAAAAAGGAGAGGACGCCUGCCCCAAUACCAACGAGAUCCUAAACAAGAUCUGUGUGGAGCAGAUGCCAUUGGAAAACAAGACGUGGGUCCAAGGGGGCGGGGGCGGAGGAGGCGGAGGAACCUAUGUGUUCAAGGUGCAGAGGGGUGUCCACAUCCCCCUGAUCAUCGCAGGUGGGGGUGGGGGACGUGGGUACAGCAGCCAAUCCGACAGCCAGGAUGAGUUGAUGGAUGACACCAAUGUACCAGGGCGCAAUGGGAAGUCUGGAGCAGCAGGUGGAGGCGGAGGUUGGCAUGACAGUAACCCUGGGUCUCAGGGCGGGAGACCCCUCAUACUCGGAGGACAGGGGGGGCAGCCCUGCAUUAAGUUCAGCUGGGAGACCCGAGGGGGUUUCGGGGGAGGGGGAGGUGCCUGUACAACCGGUGGUGGAGGAGGGGGCUAUAGAGGUGGCAGCACCUCUGAAGCUAAUGACCCAAAGCAGGAUGGAGACGACGGCUCCUCUUUCAUCAGCCCAGAGGGAGAGACCUUCCUGGACCCUCUGAAAGGUAUGGAAAGUGACGGAGAGGUGAUCAUCGGCCCCGUGCUAAACUGUAGCCACUGUGAGACGGGCGAAUGUCACAAGAACGAGGAGGGGACCUUGUGUUACUGUGACGUGGACUUUGUACUGGCCCGCGACGGUGUGUCUUGUAUCAACUCAUCAACAGAGGUGUCUCCCCUGCCUCCCCAGCCCUCCCUGUCCCAGUUGGCCCUGGUUUUGUCUGUGGGGACUUCAGCCCUCAUUGCUACCCUGCUGUUGGCUGUGUCUGGAGUCAUGAUCAUGUACAGACGUAAGCAUACAGAGCUCCAGUCCAUUCAGCUGGAGCUCCAGAGCCCGGACUGUAAACUGAGCAAGCUGAGGGCUUCAACCAUCAUGACUGACUACAACCCCAACUACUGCUUCGCUGGGAAGUCCGCCUCUGUCAACGACCUGAAGGAGGUGCCCCGACGCAACAUCUCCCUCACCAGGGGUCUGGGACAUGGUGCCUUUGGUGAAGUGUAUGAAGGGAUGGCAGUGGGGAUACCUGGAGAGCCCAGUCCCAUGCAAGUAGCAGUCAAGACACUCCCUGAGGUGUGCUCUGAGCAGGAUGAGCUCGACUUUCUCAUGGAGGCUCUCAUUAUCAGUAAAUUCAGCCACCAGAACAUAGUGCGGUGUAUAGGGGUGAGUCUACAGGCCCUACCACGCUUCAUCCUAUUGGAAUUGAUGGCUGGAGGAGACCUCAAGAGUUUCCUGAGAGAGACGCGACCCAGACUGGAGCACCCUUCUAGUCUAUCCAUGGAGGACCUGCUCAAUGUGGCCAGAGACAUAGCACAGGGAUGCCAAUACCUGGAGGAGAACCAGUUUAUACACCGGGACAUUGCGGCCCGGAACUGCCUGCUGACCACCAAAGGACCGGGGAGAGUGGCCAAGAUCGGGGACUUUGGAAUGGCCAGAGACAUUUAUAGGGCCAGCUACUACAGAAAGGGUGGGCGCGCCAUGCUGCCUGUGAAGUGGAUGCCUCCGGAAGCCUUCAUGGAGGGGAUCUUCACAUCCAAAACGGACACAUGGUCCUUUGGGGUGCUGCUAUGGGAGAUCUUCUCUUUGGGCUAUAUGCCCUAUCCCAGUCGCAGUAACCAGGAAGUGUUGGAGUUUGUCACCAGUGGGGGAAGGAUGGACCCUCCCAAAAACUGCCCAGGGCCUGUGUACCGGAUAAUGACACAGAGUUGGCAGCAUCAACCGGAAGACAGGCCCAACUUCUCCACCAUCUUGGAAAGGAUUGACUACUGCUUACAGGACCCCGAUGUGGUGACUGUUUCCUUGCCUGUGGAAUAUGGCCCCCUCCCUGAAGAGGAGGAGCGGGUACCCAUGCGCCCUGAGGACCCCACGGCCUCCCCCCUGCUGGUGUCCACUCUGAUGCCUGACGGUGUGGGCCCCGCACCGCCACCGUCAGCCCCCAAGCCCACCGAGGAGAACCGAAGAGUUGAACAACCCCUCCUCCUUACCAACCAGCUCCCCGAAACAUGCAAGCCCCAGGCGAUGGCUCAACAACCCCUGCCCCAUCCCCAGACAUUCACCAUGACCACAGCCACCUCCAAGGCACCUCCCCCCAUCUCCACCCAGCAACCUAACCCAGACGGUGGCCACGUCAAUCUGGCCUUCACCCAGGGCCACCCUGGGGAUAAGGAGGGUCGCAAUGGGAAACCCACCAACCUGUGGAACCCCACUUACGGCUCCUGGUUCCUCCAGCUGCAACAGCAGAAGAAGCAGCAGCAUCAGCAACAACCGCAGCAACAACAACAGCUGCAGCAAAAGCAGGAAAGAGUAGGCAGUGGAGGUGGGGGAGUUGGAGGUGGGAGGGUGCCAGGCGAGGGGCAGGAGCACAAGGGACGGACUGUGGCCGAGGCGGUGGGGGCCCUGAGUCUCCAGCAGCACAAGCAGCAGUUCCAGCCACCAUACCCCUUCCAUCCACAGCAGCAACAGCAGAUGCAGCUCUUACAUCACCAGCAGCAGCAACAGCAGGGGUUCUGCAGGCCGCUUUUGCCACCUCCGCCACCACCCCAGGCUACCUCCUUGGGUACCAGUGAUCCUACCCCUUCCCCGCUCCUGUUAGAUUCCGCCGCCCUACCCCCGGUCCCUCUAUUUAGACUUCGCAGAUUCCCCUGCGGGAACAUCGGCUAUGGCUACCAGGAGCAAGGGUUACCCCUAGAGGCAGCCCACCACCACCAGAAUCCUGUCUCUGUCAACCCCCCUCCUCCACCGCCCCCUCCCCCGCCACCCGUGGCCCUCCAGAGAGGAGUGGCGGGGACCCAGCUGUCGCUGAGCCACUCGACGACGUCCAAAGCCGAGGACAGCCUCCCUCUGCUGGUCACCAUGGGGACGGUGCAGGACCCGAGGCUGCCACGGAUGGAGGGCCACAAUGCCACAGUGCUUUAGCCCCUCCAACCCCAACCUCCACCUUGGAGACUGUGUGUACAGACAGAUAGGCAUACAGCCAGACUUGAUGAUACACCGUGCAACACUGUGUCAGGACACCUUACGACCAGCCCUCCCGUCAGGACACCUUGGUUUCAUCCACCGAUUGGAUCAAGCUAUUGCAUUGAGUCAAAAAUAUUUAAUCCCAAUGAGAUAAAAUGGCUGUGGAAAUUACAAUGGGGUGUUAAAGCACGUUGGAGAGCUGCAAAGGACCACUAAGAAGAAAAGCUUAUGGGUUGUUGGCUAGGAAAACAGGAACAAUGUACAUGUUGCAGCACUGGCUAAUGUUCAGUAGACAAUUGUGGCAGGACGGUUAGAUGUUUCCAUUCGGUUGAACUUGCUAAUUUCUUUGCAAUGUGUUCACGAGCCGACCGCUCAUCUUCUCUGUCGAUGUCAACGUAGCCUUUCACAUGGAGUCAUGCUGGAAACACACAAACAGAACAUACAAACACAUAACUAAGAACCACACACAUCUGCUAGAUGUCUAACUGACUGUAGCAUUAGCUAACUUCUUCUCUAGCUGUCAUUCAUUGCGGGUUAUCUAUUUCAUUGGCAAUUAAGGCCUUGGCAGUUGAUUCAUCAAUCAGAAACAAUUUUCCCAAAAUAUGGUGACAGCCGGACACUGGAUUCCUGAGUUGUGUGGGUUUUUUUUUACAAUGAAGAAAAAAUGUGUUUGUUGAUGCUUGCUUGCCUGCUUGUUUAUUUAUUUAUUUGUCUAUUUAUUAUUUGGGAGCUCUAUAAAUUAUUAAUACACCAACGUUUUCCAAAUUAGUUUGACAUACUGUACAUGGGUUAGCUAUUUGACUUUUUUUUUGCACUAAUCUUUGUCCAAUGUCGACCUAAUUGAAUUAAUAUAAACCCUUGGGAACAAUGACCAAUGCACUGAAUGGUAUUUCAGACAGUUGGAAUCAGUACUCAUGGUGGUGAAGGUUGCUAUGGUAUGAGGGUGGAAGUGAAAGGGAAUUGUUGGGGGAGUGUAACAGUGCCAUGAGUAUGUGAGUGGCUGUCUUUACAAUUUAAGGUGUGUGAUUAGGUGUGUGAGCGAGAGGGAGGUAAAGAAAGACGGACAUAAUUAUUUUUCUUAGAAGGGCAAUACUAUGGAGCUUACUGUACACUGAUCUUAAAUGUUUAUUCAGGCAAGUUCACCUUCCAUUUCUCGUUAAAUAUGUUUUAUAUGUAUAUAAUAUGGCCCUCUAUGGAAAGACAGAAAUUACUGUUCCAUGGAUUCUUAUAUGUGGCAAUUCAUUUAAAUGAAAGUGGUGGUGUCCAUAUACUUUUGUAUAUAAAGUACCAAUCAAAGGUUUUUCUUUAUUUUUGCUAUUUCCUACAUUGUAGAAUAAUGGUGAAGACAUCAAAAAUAUGAAACAACACAUAUGGAAUCAUGUAGUAACCAAAAAUGUGUUAAACAAAUCUAAAUGUAUUUUAUAUUUGAGAUUCUUCAAAGUAGCCAACCUUUGCCUUGAUGGCAGCUUUGCACACUCUUGGCAUUCACUCAGUCAGCUUCACCUGGAAUGCUUUUCCAACAGUCUGGAAGGAGUUCCCACAUAUGAUGAGCACUUAUUGGCUGCUUUUCUUUCACUCUGCGGUCCAACUACUCUCAAACCAUCUCAACUGGUUUGAGGUUGGGUGAUUGUGGAAGCCAGGUCAUCUGAUGCAGCACUCCAUCACUCUCGUUCUUAGUCAAAUAGCCCUUAUACAGCCUGUAGGUGUGUUGGGUCACUGAUACUGAGAUGUGUCUGUUACUUGAUCUGUGUGAAGCAUUUAAUUGGGCUGCAAUGACUGAGGCUCGUCUGAGGCUGGUAAUGACCUUAUUCUUGUCACGCCCUGACCUUAGUUAUCUUUGUUUUCUUUAUUAUUUUGGUUAGGUCAGGGUGGGACAAGGGUGGUCUGUUUUGUUUUUGUAUUGUCUAGGGGUUUAUACGUUUAUGGUUGUCUGGAUUGGUUCCCAAUCAGAGGCAGCUGUUUAUCUUUGUCUCUGAUUGGGAACCAUAUUUAGGUAGCCAUAUUCAUUGGGUGUUUUGUGGGUUAUUGUCUAUGUGUAGUUGCUUAUUUCAGCACUCGUUUUAUCAUAGCUUCACGUUCGUUUGUUUUUGGUAGUUGGUUUAGUGUUCUCCGUUAAUAAAAUAAGAAUUUAUCCAAAUCGCGCUGCGCCUUGGUCUCCUCACUAUGACGAACGUGACAGAAUACCCCACCAAACAAGGACCAAGCAGCAUGAAAAGGAGGAACAGCAGCAUUUAAUGGGGAGAUGGACCUGAUUUAAUGAGGAAAUAUUGGAUAGGGCAGGACCCUGGACACAGCUGGGGGAGUAUCGCCUUUCUGAGGAGGAAAGAGAGGCAGCGAAAGCGGAACGGCGAUACUAUGAGGAGAAAUACCAGACAAUAGAGGAACGGCGAUGAUAUAAAGGUACACGGCUAGCACGGAAGCCCGAGAGGCAGCCCCAAUAUUUUUCUUUGUGGGGGGGCACACGAGGAGAUUGCAUGAGUCAGGUGGCAGACCUGAGCCAACUCCUCGUGCUUACCAUGGGGAGCGUGUAACUGGUCAGGCACGGUGUUAUGCAGAGAUGCGCAAGGUGUCUCCAGUGCGCUAUUCUAGCCUGGCGCGCUCUAUUCCAGCUACUCGCAUUUGCCGGGCUAGAAUGGGCAUCCAGCCAGGACGUAUCGAGCCAGCUCUAUGUUCUGGAUCUCCAAUGUGUCUCCACGGUUCAGUGUAUCCUGUGCCCCCUCCCCGCACUCGCCCUGAGGUGUGUGUCCCCAGCCAUGUACCACCAGUGUCGACACCACGCACCAGGCCUAUAGUGCGCCUCCACAGUCCAGUACGCCCUGUUCCUGCUCCUCGCACUCGUCCUGAGGUGCGUGUCCCCAGCCCGGUACCACCAGUGCCGGCAUCACGCACCAGGCCUACAGUGCACCUUGGCAGUCCAGAGCAUCUGACGACAGUACCCAUUCCGGAGCGUCCGGCGACAGUACCCAGUCCGGAGCGUCCGGCGACGGGCCACAGUCCGGAACCUCCAACGACGGGCCACAGUCCGGAGCCUCCAACGACGGGCCACAGUCCGGAACCUCCAACGACGGGCCACAGUCCGGAACCUCCAACGACGGGCCACAGUCCGGAACCUCCAACGACGGGCCACAGUCCGGAACCUCCAAUGACGGGCCAAAGUCCGGAACCUACAACGACGGACCACAGCCCAGGGUCUACAGCGACGGUCCCCAGCCCGGGUACUCCAGCGAAGGUCCCCAGUCCGGGGUCGCCAGCGAUGAUCCGCAGUAAUGAGCCUCCGGCGAUGAUCCACGGGUCAGUGCUACAAGGGCGAAGAGCUCAAUGUAAAGGGGGGCAGCGUCCAGAGCCAGAGCCACCACCAAAGUUAGAUGCCCACCCAGACCCUCCCAUAUAUGUUUAGGUUUGCGGCCGGGAGUCCGCUCCUUUGGGGGGCGGGGGUUCCUGUCACGCCCUGACCUUAGUUAACUUUGUUUUCUUUAUUAUUUUGGUUAGGUCAGUGUGUGACACGGGUGGUUUGUUUAGAUUUUGUAUUGUCUAGGGGUUUUUGUAUAUCUAGGGGUUUAUAUGUCUAUGGUUGCCUGGAUUGUUUCUCAAUCAGAGGCAGCUGUUUAUCGUUGUCUCUGAUUGGGGACCAUAUUUAGGUAGCCAUAUUCAUUGGGUAUUUUGUGGGUUAUUGUCAAUGUGUAGUUGCCUGUGUCAGCACUCGGUUUAUCAUAGCGUCACGUUCGCUUUGUUAUUUUUGUUUGUUUGUUUAGUGUUCUUCGUUAAUAAAAGAAGAAUGUAUUCAAAUCACGCUGCGCCUUGGUCUCCUCACUAUGACGAGCGUGACAAUUCUCUGCAUUAGAGGUAACUCUGGAUCUUCCUUUUCUAUGGCGGUCCUCAUGAGAGCCAGUUUCAUCACAGCGACUGCACUUGAACAAACUUUCAAAGUUCUUGACUGUAUUAAAGUAAUGAUGGUCUGUUGUUUCUCUUUACUUAUUUGAGCUGUUCUUGCCAUAAUAUGGACUUGGUCUUUUGCCAAAUAUGGCUAUUUUUUUUAUUUGAGCUUUAUUUUACUAGGCAAGUCAGUUAAGAACAAAUUCUUAUUUUCAAUGACGGCCUGGGAACAGUGGGUUAAGUUCCUGUUCAAGGGCAGAACGACAGAUUUUGCACCUUGUCAGCUCGGGGAUUUGAACUUACAACCUUUCGGUUAGUAGUCCAAUGCUCUAACCACUAGGCUACCCUGCCGCCCCUAUCGUCUGUAUACCACCCCUACCUUGUCACAACAUAAUUGAUUGGCUCAGAUACAUUAAGAAUGAAAUAAAUUCCACGAAUUAACUUUUAACAAAGCACACCUGUUAAUUGAAAUACAUUCCAUGUGACUACCUAAUGAAGGUGGUUGAGAGAAUGCCAAGAGUGUGCAAAGCUGUCAUCAGGGCAGAGGGUGGUUACUUUAAAGAAUCUAAAAUGUAAAAUAUAUUGUGAUUUGUUUAACAUUUUUUGGUUACUACAUGAUUCCAUGUGUUAUUUCAUAUUUUUGUAGAAUAAUAGAAAAAUACAAUAGAAAAAUAAAGAAAAACCCUUGAAUAAGUAGGUAUUCUAAAACUUUUGACUUGUACUGCAUAUACAAAAGUAUGUGGACACCUCUUCAAAUUAGUGGAUUCAGCCAUUUCUGUUGGAAUCAUGAUUCUGUGCUUCCAACUUUGUGGCAACAUUUUGGGGAAGGCCCUAUUCUGUUUCCGCAUGACAAUGCCCCCCAUGCACAAAGCGAGGUCCAUACAGAAAUGUUUUGGCGAGAUCAGUGUGGAAGAACUUGACUGGCCUGCACAGAGCCCUUUCCUCAACCCCAUCGAAAACCUUUGGGAUGAAUUGGAACGCCGACUGCAAGCCAGGCCUAAUCUCCCAACAUCAGUUUCCGACCUCACUAAUGUUCUUGUGGCUGAAUGGAAGCAAGUCCAAGCAGCAACAUUCCAACAUCUUUUGGAAAGGCUUCCCAAAAGAGUGGAGGCUGUUAACGCAGCAAAAGGGGGACCAAAUUCAUAUUAAUGCCAAUCAUUUAGGAAUGAGAUGUUAGAGAACCAGGUGCCCACAUACUUUUGGUCAUGUAGUGUAUACUGGACAAUAUUGAAUAGGUUUUUACCCACAAAAUGUUAUUUUGAAGAAAUAUAUGUUCAUAAAUCUGCAUCAUUUUUGUAUUUGAAUUCGAGUGUUGUAGAAUCUAAAGUAUUCUGAUUGAAAAGUUUGAACCAAAAUUACUUGUGGUCCACUUCAACCGUGUACACAUUUACAUUCAAUGUGCAUAGUGUCAACACUUUCAAUGCAAUCUGCUUUUAUACAUUAAAGACACAUGUUUUAUGUGAUCAUUACUUCAUUAUAAUGUGCAAUCGAAUCAACUUUCAUGUACGUAAGUCUCAAAUGGGUACAUGAAGAUGAGUGCUAGCCUAUGCUCAGCUAAGAGGAAGGUGAUUUGAGUGUAUCCAGGAAGUGCCAAUGUGUCAGUUGUUUGCCUGUCUGCUUGAAUAUGUUGUGUAAACCCUUUGCUUGUACGCUCUUUCAUCAAGCCUUACAAGCUGUUAUAGACAUGUAGUGAAGACAUUUGAUAAUUUGACAUAAACUGACUUAUACCGGCUGUAUUUCUGCCAAAGAUGGCAAAAUAAGUACAUGAAAUGACACUGAGAAUCGAUAGAACAUUGCUCGAAGAUUCCCAAAAACUAUAACAUUCAAAAUGAUUGAAUUUUUCUUUUAAGGUGCUCUCUGGCUUAUGACAGAGGGUUCAUGUAACAUGUUGCACACUUUUGCCGAUCAGCUGUGUGUUCACAUUAUAUGCGGUUUCUUUGCAGCAGCACAUGUCUCCAUUGCUCCAUGUAAAAAACAUUUGAACUGCAGCUGUAAAAUGUUGUAAUUAUAAAGUAUUGUACUAUGGCUCUAGUAAACCCUGUAAGUUGCCCUACAGAUGACAUCUGCCAAAACUGAAUAAAUUACUAUAUAAUGACUAUU
Molecule: messenger RNA, 12099 nt
Organism: Oncorhynchus keta (chum salmon)
Lineage: Eukaryota; Metazoa; Chordata; Actinopteri; Salmoniformes; Salmonidae
Gene: alk
Product: ALK receptor tyrosine kinase
Exons: 29
Coding region: 694-6084 (1796 amino acids)
Biological process (GO): cell surface receptor protein tyrosine kinase signaling pathway; regulation of cell population proliferation; positive regulation of kinase activity
Cellular component (GO): signaling receptor complex; membrane
Molecular function (GO): transmembrane receptor protein tyrosine kinase activity; ATP binding
Source: RefSeq, a predicted model, not a curated record